AGAGGGAGCGCAUCCACCCUCCGGACUCGCCCAUAGAUAAGUUGAGAGUGAAUGGUCCAGCUCGCAGUCCAGAGGAGCUUCUCUCUGCGCGCUCUUCCCGGAGCCCAAGUUCGAUGGCUUGACUGCUCGGCUCGCACUCAUGCUCGCAGCCGCGGAGGCGGAGGUUCGGGCCGUCCACCGCCCUCUCACUCUCGCGUGAUUCGGCGCCGACCCGUAACUACUUUCCGACAUGUGAGUGGACGUCCUGUCGCGAUCGAACCCAUCAUGGCUUCAACUCUUCCUGUCACCGAUCGCGUCCCGAACCCUCCCGGCCCAUGAGCACUGCGUUCGUCCGCUGGAACCGGAACCGCUGCCUAGUGUCUUCGCAGGAGGAGGAAUGCUGGUCCGGGAUUGGAACCCAUUAAGUUGUUGGCCUCUCCUCUUCGGUCACUGCUUCGUGUCGCUGCUGCUGCUGUCGUGUCAGGGAGAACUCCAGAGGUCAUGCUCGCGGACGGUGGCAGAGAAAGUUGGCGAGCAGUGCCAGCUGGCAUGUCACUGUAGAAGAUACCCUCCCCUGCCCCCUCCGCCACCACCGCCGCCUCCUCCGCGGCUACAGGGCAGCACAGUGGUGGAGCCCUUGGUGCCGCCUCUGAGGCCGUGGUGGUCUGAGAUGGACUUCAUAGUUCUGGGGACGGUGGGUUGCGCAUCCCUGGUCUUCCUCCUCUCUGCCAUCAUCAUCUGCUACAAGGCCAUCAAGAGGAAACCACUUCGGAAAGAGGAGAACGGGACGAGCCGGGGGGAGUACGCCAUGAGCAUCCGCAACAAGAAGGCCAUGGGUUCCAACAACACCGUGGUGUAGGCGGUGGAUGCUGGACCCUGGACGUGAUGUCAUCACACUCGGUCAAGACCCGUUCUCACCCUGAGAGGACACUCUUAGCAAAACUGCUCGGGACGGAAGGUAAAACCGCAAGCCCACGUCCAUCGGUUGCUGACUGACUGGUUGGCUGCUGGCUGGAGAGAAACUGGCUGCCGGUCGGCUGCAGAUCCAGACGUCACGCACUGUUGACACCUUGGACGCUCCGACAUACACUCACUACAAAAGCAUUGUGCAUGUGUUUUAACAGAGAAUGCUACAUUUUUAUAUUCCAAUCUUUUGUUCUCCACCGACGGAUGCUCUGAGAGACGCGUGAUCAGUCCCGAAGUCAGGGACGUGGAUUUAUCUGACUAUGCAAUUUCAAGGAAUCCGAUCUCCAAAAGAGGACAUCAAGCUAGAGCGUUUCAGCCAAGAAAAGAAACCACUGUGUAUCAUACUUGAGUCACCAUUUACGAUUUAUUUACUUUAUUUUUCUACGUAAAGAUGAAAAUAUAAAAUUGUAUAUUCCUUCAUGUCUAGAUGAAACCUAACAAACAUCUGUUUUUUUAUUAAUUUAUAAAGCCUGUAAUAUACCCGCAGUGUUGGAAGUCUGUCGAUGCAGAGAGUGCGACAACUCUUCGAAUUGUGCUUUUCUGUUUCCCAAGAAUUUAGUUGGCUAGUUGCCAUUGCACGAUGUGAAAAUGUGGGACAUUAGUGAGGACACGUCAUGGCCGCACGAUAUUGUCAAAUCUGUUUGGACGCUAACCUGCCAGUCAGACAUCAACAUUCCCACUGAUUCAGACUUGCCGUGGACGAUUCCUCCACAUUUCUGUGAUUUUUUUUUUUGCUUUGUUGUGAGGUUGAGCUGCACUAGAACAGCUAAACAAAGCUCCUCGACAGCAUUAAUGCAACAUCAGUUGGUGCUUCACAUAGGAAUCAGCAAACACACAACACAAUCGUAGACUUGACAGGAAGUCGGUCCGAACCAAGACUUAGAUUCUAGUUACGAGACUGGAAGUGGGAUAUUUUGUGUCUCAGCGCAUGCUGUGCCAUUUUUUUAUUUAAAUGAAUGGUAAUUGACUAAUAACAAUGAGCUCCCACUGCUAUACAAGUGGAAACAAAGAGAAAUGUUGUUAAACUGCGGUAUUGCUCCACUGACUGAAGCUCAAAUGUAGCUUCAUUGCUAGUGUCUGCUUUCAGGAACACAUAGGGCACUUGAGUUUUGAGGGCCACUCUCUUUCCAUCCUGCUAAUGGCCACAGAUGACCUUAAACAGCGGCACACAUGUUUUGUUGAUGUCACUUGACGGUGUGUCGCCAUGGUCACUGUUGACAGAGCGACUGAACCAUCAGGUCCACUUCAGUUUGCGCUCGCUACUAAACCGAUCAAACAAGAACAGGAACCAAAAGGCACUAAAUAUUUGGAUGUGGAUUCAGGAGACAAGAGCUGUUGUUGAAGAUAUCGUGCAGCGGCCCUGACCUCCUCACAUGUGUCCCCUCCUCUGGCUGGAUCUCUUUCAUUACAGUCGGGGGGUCAGUCGGGUUGGAUCUGACCACUUGUCACUAUAGAAACCGGGGACUUGAGCCCGGCGCUGACCUUGUGACUGGUGAGGGACUUGAGCCAAUAGCGGGGGAUCAGGUUGCAGAGCGAUACGAGUGUGUGUGAGUCAGUGCUGUCACAAGCCUCCUCCACAUCCCCGCUGGAAAAACACAACUGGAGCAUCACUCAACGCUGCGCUUUCCUUUUUUCACCAAACAUUAAAUCCCCCGUGAGUGUGUGAGAGUGUGUGAGUGUGCAUGCAUGAGUGCAGCUGUCAGUCUGGAGGAGAUGAGGUCGGGGGAAAACGCUUGCUUCAGAACAGGUAUGGGCGAGCAGGAAGUGAUGGAUGCAUGAAUGUAAAUAUUGCUAUUUAAAUAUCUGCCUUCUGGACUGUUAAACAUGUACAGUGUCACCGAACCCAUGUCCCUCUGAGGGAGGGAGGAGGGGCGGGGGGGUCUGACUGGGUUCAUCUGAGCAGAAGUGAUUCAGGCUCAUCAAUAUCUAUCAAUCACUGUAGCUGCCGUAGGCCGCAGUGGUCAGUACUUGACUCUUCAAAAUCCUCAAACUGUGCUCUUAGCGUCACACGCUUUUAAAACCGAAAUCACCAAUAACAUGCUCCAUAGACAACAAAAAUAUAAAUAUGAAAUGUAAAAAUGUAAAAAGCAAAAAAUGUAAAGUGCAAAAUACUCUUUUUUAACAGUGCAUGUACAAUAUGCAAAAAAUUAAAAACAGAUUAAAAAACAUUUUAAAAAUGCAGGAAAGUAGAAAAUUAUAUUGUUUGGGUUUGUCGUCUAGAAUCUACUUCAGUGAAGAAAAAAAAACAAGUUUUUCUAUGGUCACAAAUUAUGUAAAUACUUUCAGCCCUUGCUCCUGCAUUGGUCUCAGAAAAAAAAAAUCCCACUUUGCCACUCAAAUUCUACAUAAUCUGAGGUGAAAUUGGUUCAGAAGGGAUCAGACUGCUCCUGAUGUGGUGCCGAACAGCGGACCAACACGAGAACAUUGGCCCAGCGACGUGAACACGUGUUGCCGAACCAGGCUCCCUCAGAGAACAUGGGUUCAGUUGUAACCUUCAGUUUGGACAUAGUAAACUGAAGCAAAUGUGCUACCACGUAGAAAAGAUGUCGAUAUUGUUGUGCGGAGGACCGAGCCACUUGUGUAAAAUACGGCGAGCAGUAGUUCGCGGCGAGCCGGCCACCUUCCUGCUGAGCUUCUCACUUGUAAAUAAACAUGUAAAUAAGAACCGACAUCUCGCUUGUUGAUCUUUUGUUUUCUCAGGUUUAUUUUUCUACUUGAAAUGUUGCCG
Molecule: messenger RNA, 3673 nt
Organism: Synchiropus splendidus (mandarinfish)
Lineage: Eukaryota; Metazoa; Chordata; Actinopteri; Syngnathiformes; Callionymidae
Gene: prima1
Product: proline rich membrane anchor 1
Exons: 4
Coding region: 377-838 (153 amino acids)
Source: RefSeq, a predicted model, not a curated record